Topomyia yanbarensis is the source of this 7002-nucleotide messenger RNA. It is a transcript of the gene PlexB, whose product is annotated as plexin-B. Bases 423 to 6449 code for a protein of 2008 amino acids. Gene Ontology annotation, biological process: motor neuron axon guidance; positive regulation of axonogenesis; regulation of GTPase activity. Lineage: Eukaryota; Metazoa; Arthropoda; Insecta; Diptera; Culicidae. The transcript has 14 exons. Gene Ontology annotation, cellular component: semaphorin receptor complex. Gene Ontology annotation, molecular function: semaphorin receptor activity; protein binding. The record is from RefSeq and is a predicted model, not a curated record.
UUUUUAUAUAUAUUUGGUCUGUCUUUUUAUCACCCAAUCUAUUGACAAGUUUAACAACGAAAUAAUUAAUAAAAUAACGUUCAUUUACUAGUUGUAGUACCUUUUUGUUUCGGAAAUAGCAUGUAUUGCUAAUUGUUCAAUUAAUAUUGUGUGUAGAUGUGAUUAUUUCACAGCCGAACGUAUAUCAAACAAUAUGGCUGACGAAAAUAGUGAGAUUGAGUUACAGUGAAAGUCGGUUCGUUGACAAGCAGUCUAUAAACAAGACUAUGUGAAAUAGCAUAGAAUCGGUUUUUAGUUUGUCCAUAUUUUAAGAGUGGUUAAACUUUAUUGGAUUCCAUUGACAUAAACCUUCGUGAAAUCUGCUCGAUUACUAUAAAUGAAAGGAAUCACCUAAGGAUUCGAAACGACUACAAUUAGCAACUAUGUCCGUCCUACUUCUAUUAUAUUCGAUUCAAUACAUUGAGCUAUUGUCGGCAGCAACAAACACAAUGAAUGAUGGACCUGCAUUAAAGUUAACCACAAAUUCAUUAAUUCCAACGCAAAAUAUCGUUUCUCAAUUCUCACUGGAUAAUAACUCAUAUUUUACUCAUUUGGCAUACGACAGACGACGGAAUCUGCUAUACGCAGGUGCAACUAAUCGAAUAUUUCAACUUGAUAUUAGUCUAAAGCAAUUGAAUGAGGCAAUCACUGGCCCAAAACUCGAUUCUCCACAGUGCCACGCUGGUGGAUGUUCCCCAGACGAUGUCGAGACUUUCGAAACAAAUAACCAUAAUAAAAUUCUGGUAUACAAUGAAGUGGGAGAUACUCUGAUAGCCUGUGGCAGUGUUCAACAAGGGGCAUGUGAUAUUUACUAUCUCAGCGGACGAUUUCCGGAAUCCGCCAAAUACAUGGAGGUGGCUUUAGCAGCGAAUGAUGAAUUUUCUACGACCUAUGCAUUUAUAGGCCCGAGCAAAUACCAGUCAUGGAAGAAAGAGGAUAUACUUUAUGUAGGAACAACAUUUACGAAUGUUGGUGAUUACCGUCACGAUGUUCCAGCUAUAUCUUCGCGAAAACUUGACGAUCUAAAUUACGCUGAAUUUUCGAUUCAGCAAUCCAACAUAAAUAUCGAUGUGAAGUAUCGUGACCAUUUCAUUGUAAACUACGUGUAUGGAUUCAACAGUUCCGAAUAUGCCUACUUUGCGGUGGUCCAAAAAAAGUCACAUUUGGCCGAUGAAGCUGGAUUUGUAACGCGGUUAGCACGAAUCUGUGUCAACGAUCCCAAUUAUGACAGCUAUACAGAGAUUACAAUUAUUUGUCAAGCUGAUGGUGAAGAUUACAACAUUUUGCGAGACGCCAAAAUUACUCAGGCGGGAGUCAGAUUGAGUCAAGAUCUUGGCAUGAAGAAGGAUGAUUAUGUAUUAGUAGCAGUUUUCUCGCCAUCCAAGGAAAUUACAAGUGAACCCCAGAAUAAUUCAGCUAUGUGCGUUUAUAGCUUAACUGAGAUUGAAGAAGUCUUCAACGAAAAUAUACAUUCCUGUUUCAAUGGUAGUAUUAAGGACAGAAAUCUUGGAUACAUUUCUGGAACCAUCAACGACGGUAAAUGUCCCGUGGUAGGAUCUAUUGGAAAUAUAUUCAGCUUUUGUCAUGUUGGGUUGAAAAUUAGUGGUGUCACACCGAUUAUAGCGCGCUCUCUGUUCCACUUCCCCAACGAAUCAAUAACUUCGGUUACGACCACCAACACUGGGCCUCACACACUUGCAUUUCUAGGUACUGCUGAUGGGUGGAUAAAAAAGAUUCUCAUGUCUGGAGCUUCUGCAGGCGAGUAUGAAAAAAUAGAGAUCGACAGCGGCUACAAACUAUUACCAGAUAGCAUGCUUCCACCUAAAGCAGACUGUUUGUACGUUCUAUCAGAGAAAAGAGUGACGAAGAUGAAAAUAGAACAUUGCAGCACAUUUACGAAUUGCUCAAGUUGUUUGGAGUCUAGAGAUCCUUUUUGUGGGUGGUGUUCACUUGAGAAACGAUGCACAGUACGCAAUGCGUGUCAGAAGGACACCAGCACAUCUCGUUGGUUAUCAAUUAGUACUGGGCAGCAAUGUAUUGAUUUCGAAAUGGUUUCCCCAGACAAGAUUCCAAUCAACCAAAUGUCAACUGUUCACCUAAUUAUUCGCACCUUACCUGAGCUACCACACAAUUCAAAGUACAAAUGUGUAUUCGGCAAUUCAACGCCAAUUGAUGCGAACGUUACCAAUGAAGGGUUAGUAUGCAGAACACCUCCAAUAGAUACGCGACCUAUCUUGCUUGCAAAUACUGAUCAUAUAUUAGUACCGCUGAGUGUUCGAAGCUCUGAAACUAAUAAGGAUUUUGUAUCUCGCAAUUUCGCCUUCUACGAUUGCUCUCGUCAUGGUGACUGCCGAAAAUGUCUUCAAAGUCAAUGGGGAUGUAAUUGGUGCAUCUAUGACAAUAAAUGCGUUUACAAUACUACAACGUGCCGAAUUACAGGUAGUAUUGUCACUAACGAAAACAUGUGUCCCCAUUUCAAACGUCGAUCACUGCCAAUUUUAUUGCCGAACAAGGUUCCAAAAGAGAUUAAAUUAGAAAUAGAGAAUCUGCCUAGGCCGCAAAGUGCGCACACUGGAUUCCUCUGUACUGUCAACAUAGAAGGUGCUCAUAUGGUAUUACCAGCCCGCGUUGAAUCUAACAAAUACGUUGUUUGUGAAAAAACACCCUACUCAUAUGAAGCCAAUACAAAUGAGCACGAAGCAAAGGUUGAUGUCAACUGGAAUCGGAAUCAUUACAUAGAUACUGUUUCAGUUAUUCUGUACAAGUGUGAUAUUCUAGGAUCUCACAGAGAGCACGCAGACUGUAGUUUGUGUGUCACGCGCGACAAGAAAUAUCAGUGUACAUGGUGCAGCAACCAAUGCGCAUACAAUGAGACUUGUGCAUUCGAUACGCACCUUAAUGAAUGUCCCAAACCAAGAAUUGAUUUAAUUAAGCCAUUGAGCGGCCCUAUAGAAGGCGGAACAUUACUAACUAUAGAAGGUAGUAAUCUCGGUAUUCGCGAGGAGGAUGUAAGAGGUAAAAUAAGGAUCGGUAAUGUUCCAUGUGAAUUAGUGAACUAUGAAAUUUCUGUAAAGAUUGAAUGCCGAACAGGACCAGUUUCCGAAGAGUUGAUAGCUUCAAUAAAAGUAGGGAACGAAGCUGGAUAUACGGAAUCCAGCGUACAGUUUCAAUACAAAAACAUUCAACUGACGGGAUUAUAUCCUACAAUGGGGCCACAAUCAGGUGGUACCAAAGUUUCCAUAAUCGGAAAAUAUCUCAAUAUUGGAUCCAAAAUUGUAGCAUAUUUAGAUGAUUAUGUUUGCCACAUAAAUAUUACUCAAACUUCUUCUGGUCGCUUGACAUGCAUAACAUCAUCAGCCCGAUCACCUGAGCACAUUCGUAUUUUAACGCUUCUGAUAGAUGGAGCCAAUCGGACGCUGAAAUGUGGAGCCGAGUACCAACCAUACAGUUUAAGUCGAAAUAAUUAUCAUUAUCACAGUCAUUACGAAACAUGCAGCGUAUACAACUACACUGUUGAUCCGAAGAUAUUACAAAUUAAGCCGCUCAAAAGUUUUAUGAGCGGAGGACGAAUGAUGACGGUUCAUGGAACUAACCUGGACUCUAUUCAAAAGCCUGAAAUUGAGAUUUAUUACGAAGAGGAACGUAUAAACAAAUCAGUGUGUACCGUACUUAACCCCAACCAAAUGGAGUGUCCUUCGCCUACUGUGAACAUGAAUUUUAUUUCUUACUAUAUUAAACAUCUUGAGCAGAUAAACAGCAACUUAGUAUCCAGUUCUAAUCAUAACGUGUCGAAAAGCCGACGGAAUAUCAUAACAACAGAAGCAUCAGUACUUAUUUCAACAGCGCAAGCUCUGAUUAGCGAUAAUCCAUCUCUCAUCGUUUCAAUAUAUUCACCUACACAAUUUAUGCCCUCAGAAGAAUUACAAACCACCGCCUCUUUGUUACGCACCACCAUAAAUGGAGCAAAUUCACCAGUUGCACUAAAAAUACACGAGCAUCAAAUUGCAUUUCAGCUCAGUUUUGUAAUGGAUAACGUCAAUUCAGUAAAAAACUUGAAUAAGCACUUUCAAAAUUUGAGAUCUACAAUUGUCUACGUCGAAGAUCCUUUAUAUUUUCCAUUUCCAAGUUUUAGAAAGCUUUAUAAAGGAGAUACUCUUGUGAUCGAGGGUGAAAACUUGAACAUCGCUAGUGAUGAGUCUGACGUCAACGUUACCAUUGGGGUAAUGCAGUGCAAUGUCACGAGUCUAGCUCUCACGCAGUUGGUUUGUACACCGCCAGAUCAACAACCACCACCAACAGAUGAGAAUGGAAUCGAACAGACUUUGCUAGAUUUACCACUAGUAGUAGUACGUGUAGGCCAAAGUUUAAGAUUUCCAAUUGGAUACCUAAAGUACGAUCUCAUGAAACCGUAUUCAUUUUCCCACAUGCUUUUUGGAAUCAUUACUGGUACUGUAUUAUUCAUAGUAUCACUAGUCAUUAUACUGAUCAUCUAUCGUCGCAAGAGCACUCAAGCCGAAAGAGAAUACAAACGCAUUCAGAUACAAAUGGACACUCUUGAAAGUAACGUUCGAAUGGAGUGUAAGCAGGCCUUUGCCGAGCUUCAAACUGAUAUGACGGACUUGACCGCUGAUAUAGAGAACAGCGGGAUCCCAACACUCGAUCACGUUAACUACAUUAUGAAAGUAUUUUUUCCAGGAGUCACCGAUCAUCCGAUCCUGAAUUCGUCAAAGUUUCGAAUGAACAUGUCUCGGACUAAUUACGAUCAAGCUAUGAUGCAGUUUGAACAACUGAUUAAUAACAAAACUUUUGUGUUAAUCUUCAUCGAUACAUUGGAAGCUCAGAAGUCAUUUAGUAUACGAGAUAAGGUAAAUGUGGCAUCGUUGCUUAUGAUAGUGCUUAUGAACAAAAUGGAUUAUGCCACAGAUGUGCUAAAAUGUUUAUUGUUGCGACUGAUUGAUAAGUCUGUGGUAACCAAACAUCCCCAAUUGAUGCUUAGACGAACGGAGAGUGUGGUAGAAAAAAUGCUAACAAAUUACAUGGCAAUAUGCAUGUAUGAUUAUUUGAAAGAGUACAGUGGAAAUUCUCUCUUUCUGUUGUAUAAAGCAAUCAAACAUCAAAUCGAAAAGGGGUUAGUCGAUGCAGUUACACACGAUGCGCGAUAUUCGUUGAGUGAAGAACGCUUACUUCGUGAGCAGAUCUCUCAUAGUGUUGUAACUUUACACAUAAUACAAGAUGAUUUGGACGAAAAGAUACAAUGUAAAGUUCUAGACUGUGAUACAAUUACUCAAGUGAAAUCAAAAAUUCUCGACGCAUUGUUCAAAAAUACCCCAUUCUCUAUGCGACCAUCAGUUCAUGACCUUGAACUGGAAUGGCGUCAUGGCCGAGGUGGGCACUUAACUUUGCAAGAUGAAGAUUUAACAACCAAAACAAUAUGUGGUUGGAAGCGUAUCAAUACGCUUGCUCACUACGGUAUUAAAGAAUCUGCAGUAAUGUCUCUCGUCAUUAAACAGAACGACAACUACAACAACUUUAAUAACAAGCAGCCAUAUCCAAAUUGUUAUUAUAUUAAUAACUCAUCAUCUCACAUUUCCAUAAAUGGUGACAUGAUUCAUCAUCCUGGAUCACUGCUGAACUUCCAACAACAGUCACAACAACAUGCUCGAAUAUACCACUUGGUUAAGCCAAUUGAUGAAAAAUCAUUGUUGGGUCAACAACAAAGUGGGCAGGAAAGAACUCAUAAAGCCAUACCAGAAAUAUUUCUUACGCGGUUGUUGGCAACCAAAGGUACUAUCCAAAAAUUUGUAGAUGAUUUUUUUGGGACAAUUUUAACAGUAAGUAGUGUACUGCCACCUGCUGUCAAGUGGAUCUUCGACAUCCUUGAUGAAGCUGCAAAGCGUCACGGAAUUGUUGAUCAAGAUGUAGUGCACGCCUGGAAAUCCAACAGCUUGCCUUUGAGGUUUUGGGUAAAUUUUAUUAAAAAUCCUGACUUCAUAUUCGACAUUAACAAAUCGCCCAGCGUUGAUGCUUGCCUUAGCGUUAUUGCCCAAACCUUUAUGGACGCCUGUUCAACAACGGAAUAUAGACUGGGGAAAGAUUCGCCUUCCAACAAACUGCUCUUUGCUAAAGAUUUGCCUCAGUACCGUGACAUGGUUGCUAACUUUUACGCAGAAAUUGCACACCUGACCCAAAUAAGCGAUCAAGAUAUGUGUACUGCCAUGCAACAGCUUUCAGUUCAACAACAGGAUGAAUUUGAUGUUAUUGCAGCGUUGAAGGAGCUUUUCAUUUACGUAACGAAAUAUCGAGAUCAGAUCAUAGAUUCUCUGGAAAUUGAUAUCCACGCUAAAAAAAUGCAUUUAAUUCAUAAACUCGAAAAUGUAUCCUGUACGCUAGAAGGACAAAACUAUUUAUAAUGCUAAACCAUUUUCAACGGAACUUGCAGCGAAUGAUCUACCGAAUUUGAAUACAAAUGGAUUCCAGCUCAGGAAUUUGAUAUCGUUGGCGUCGUCGUUGUACAAAAUGUCGAUGACAAUCUACACCGAGCAAAGCUGUUUAUAGAAUGGAUUACGUUAACGUUGAUAAUUUUUUAUGUACUCCUAUGCCUCUGUUUAUCGCAAAGGAGUACAGCAAUCAUUCGCUAACUAAGCAAACGCGCAGCUAACAAGUUUAAUAAUUAAUUGAAGUCAUCUAAUGCAUGUUGAUCGAUUUAUUGAACGCCAUCUAACGUUGGAACAAUGGAGGACACUUAUAGGUCGAUUUUGAAACAUCAUUUUUUAGGCGGUGAAAUUAACUCGUUAAUUGGGCUGGUGUCUGAAGCGUUAAAUAUGAUUUUUAAUAGAUUGAUGCUGCCAUGCUGCUUCAAGUAAAACUCUAAAUUGUCGGACGUCGUCAAAAUAAUGCAGACCGACCGAACAGAGAAGCUUAAUUUGGUUUUUAAUAAAUAUCAUUUAAAAUUGGUCAACUUAA